Candidozyma haemuli is the source of this 858-nucleotide messenger RNA. RefSeq lists its product as uncharacterized. The transcript has a single exon. Lineage: Eukaryota; Fungi; Ascomycota; Pichiomycetes; Serinales; Metschnikowiaceae. The record is from RefSeq and is a predicted model, not a curated record. Bases 1 to 858 code for a protein of 285 amino acids.
AUGGGUUUCAAGGACAGAAUCAAGAGAACUUCCAGGCUUUUCAUCAACGACCCCAAUGGCAAUGCCGCCAAUGGCUCCGCCUCCAAGAGCGACAACCCUGAGAUUGCCGGUGCAGCCGAGGAGGCCGAGGACACCGCUGUCAACGCAGUGGAGGAGUCCGACCCUUCGGGAAUCCAGGCCAAGGCUCAGGAGGAGGCCAAUAAGAAGAUCGAGAAGGCUACUCAGGAAGCUGAGGCCAAGACUGAGGCUAAGAGUGGUGUUUCUGCUGAAGCUAAGGAUACCGCUGAGGAGGCUGCACCCGUGCAGGCUGACGCCGCUGGACAGACUACUGAGCAGAUAGAACCUGAGGCCAAGGAGACUGUCAGUACUUCUGCUGGCGUUCCAACCACCACCAAGGAAAAGGCGGCCCAGGCUGAGAAGUUGGCUGCCGAGGGUGAGAAGGCUAAGAAGGAUGUGAAGGACUCGGGCUACAAGAACGAGAAGAAGGACUUCUUGAAGCGUUUGUUCACCAGAUCCAAGAAGAAUAAGCACGACAAACCAGCUGCUGCUCCAGUCGCCUCUGACACUCCUACCCCAGCUGAGGCAGACACUGCUGUUGUUGCUGUCGAGCCAACCAAGGAGGUGCCAUUGAGCACCGAUGCUGCUAAGGCUGCCACCACCGUGCCUGUCACUGAUGUGGUUGUUGACACCGCCAACAAUGAUGCCACUGCCGCCGCUACUGCUGCCUCCGAGGUUAAGGAGGCCAAGUUGCCAGAGGUUGAGAAGGUGUCUGACGAGGUUCAGGCUGCCGCCAAGGCCAUUGGCGACCUGGUGGACCAGAAGGUUGCCGCCACCAAAGAGGCCAUUGAGGCCAAGUAA